AUGUCAAAACGCGUCGCCCUCCUCCCGAAGACCGUCCCGUCCGGCGAGGCAAACGUGGUCCAACUCCUCAUCCACACUCUACACCCCGAGCUCGACAGCUUCGUCAGCGCGAAGCACGCCGCUGCCGUCGACGAGCUGAACGGCUACGUCAUCCAGUUGCCCUACAAAGAUCUCUUCGGCGUCGACACCGAAAGCCGCAUCCCGCAGAACUUCGGCGCCAAAUUCGACCUGUCGACCUGGGCGAAACCAAUCGCAAGUCAACUUGUUGAGCGCGCGCGGGGAGCAGAUAAUCCAGCACACCACACGGCACCCUUUCCCCGCCAUCGAGACCAUGUGCGAGGGGGGGCCCAGAUACGCUGGUGUGGACCUGAGCUGGCUAAGGAUGAGGUGUGCUACAUUGUGCUCGGCAUCACAGAAUUGAAGAAUGCGGCUUUUGAGCGCGAGAUGCCUCAGGGAAUGGGUCUGUGGGGCUUGGGAUAUCUUGGACGUGCGCUUCUCGGUCGUUGGCGAUGGCAGGCUGGGUUGUCGUGUUCUGAGAUCUGAUUGCUCCCAACAACAGAACCAUAUCCAGCUGAGCGACGGCCGAGCUUGCUGUG
Mytilinidion resinicola is the source of this 596-nucleotide messenger RNA. RefSeq lists its product as uncharacterized. The coding region runs from base 1 to 543 and encodes 180 amino acids. Lineage: Eukaryota; Fungi; Ascomycota; Dothideomycetes; Mytilinidiales; Mytilinidiaceae. The record is from RefSeq and is a predicted model, not a curated record. The transcript has a single exon.